CAUUUCAAACACCAAGCCCUCCUCCUUCAGGACCGUUUCUCCCUCUCUCUCUCUCUCUCUCUCUCUCUCUCUCUCUCUCAAUCUGUAGUUUUUGGAUCUCCGAAUUGGAGGAAAGCGCCUGCAGAUCCACUUGUCUUGGUUCGGAUCUGCAAAUGCGCUUUGAUUCCGUUCAAUCGCAGCCCACUUUCGCUGGCCUACAUUAGAUUUAGAUUCCAUAGCUCGAAGCUCAGUUCGACUGGUAAAUUAUGAGACGGUAGUUCCUGCAACAUCUUACAGAAAUUGAUGAUGAUUUUGGUAAGAGAUCCCAGAGCAGAUUGCCGUCAAGUAGGAAUUGGGCUAUGCAGAUUUGCCUGUCUCUCAAGAAACAAUGGAAAGUGAUAGGACAAACACAACUACUCCAGAUGGGGUCAGCAACUGUCUUCAGAAAAAGCGACCUUUGCAUGGGAGGACAAGUGGCCCAGCAAGGCGCUCAACCAAGGGUCAGUGGACAGCAGAAGAGGAUGAAAUUUUGCGCAAGGCUGUUCAACGUUUUAAAGGAAAAAACUGGAAAAAAAUAGCGGAGUGUUUCAAGGACCGAACAGAUGUACAGUGCUUGCACAGGUGGCAGAAAGUUUUGAAUCCAGAACUCAUUAAAGGUCCUUGGUGUAAAGAGGAGGAUGGAACAAUAAUUGAAUUGGUGAAUAAGUAUGGACCAAGAAAGUGGUCUACCAUCGCACAACAUUUACCUGGACGUAUUGGAAAGCAAUGUCGGGAAAGGUGGCAUAAUCAUCUUAAUCCCAAUAUCAACAAGGAGGCUUGGACACAAGAAGAGGAAUUGAUCUUGAUUCACGCUCAUCAAAUUUAUGGGAACAAAUGGGCAGAGUUGACAAAAUUCUUGCCAGGAAGGACAGACAAUGCCAUAAAAAAUCAUUGGAACAGUUCUGUGAAAAAGAAAUUAGACUCAUACUUGGCAUCAGGCUUACUUGCACAGUUCCAAGGUCUGCCUCAUGUUGUCCAUCCUAGCCAACCAAUGCCCUCAUCUUCUUCAACAAUGCAACAGAGCAGUGGAGACGACAGUGUUCCUAAAGAUGGGAUAGAAGCUGAGGAAAUUUCAGAAUGUAGUCAAGGCUCAAUGAUAAUCAGUUGUUCUGAAUCAAAAACUGAUAUGCCUGAUGCAGUAGCAAAUGCAAGAGAAGAAUGCAGGAUGACUGAAGAAUCUAGUCAGGGAAAGGAGCCAAGCUUCAUCCCCUCAUGUCCUGAAAAUUAUCAGAUGGCUUUUCAAGAAGUAGCGGUUUCCAUGCAAGAAGUACCUUGUGAAUUGGGUGGUUCUUCCCUAGUCCUUCAACACAAUUACACUCAUGACGAGGGAAAAGAUGCAGGUCAAGGUUGGAAGAUGAACUCAAGUGAGAUGCCUAACAUAUCUUCACCAGAUAUGAGGCAGCUAGCAUCAGAACUUUUUGGGAAUUGCAUAAGUGGUAAUGAAAACCAUGAAGCAAUACCUUUCACAUUACAAGCUUCUGUGGGUUUUGAUGCUUCUUCUUCCUUGGGAAUCAUGGUGUCAGUAACUGAUAAACUGGAGAACACAUUGAUAUUCCAAGAUGAAUGUUGCAGGGUGAUACACCCGUAUGCAGUGAUGGAUGGGAACUUUUUCUCUGAGAAUCUUAUAAAAUACCCAGAUGAUGCUAAUUGUAAUGGAUCCACAGAAUCAGUUAUUUGCAAACAGCCAGACCAUCAUAUCCCUCCUGAUCCCCUGAGGACUGAGAUCUCAGAAACUUCAUGGUCUCAACCUUUUUCUGUUCUUUCACAUCUUCCUACCGAUGAGGAUGCACUUCUCUUUGGUAAUGAUCCAAAUCAGUUUGGUGAUCUCUCUCAUGGGAGCCAAGAAGAGGAGCUUGCAAAGAGUUCACAUGAUGGUUUUAUCUAUACCACCGACUCUGUUGAAACUCCUGCUAAUGACAGGGGUAACAUGGGUCUGCAAGAUGAACCAGUUCAGGUGAAAGAUACUGUGAAACUGGUCCCAGUAGACGUCUUCAGUUGUAGACCAUCAAACAACCUCCAAACUUGUUCUUCAAUGAAUGAAAAUCCAACCACGCCAACUGAACAGCAGGAUACAGGAGCUUUAUUCUAUGAGCCUCCUCGUUUUACAAGCUUGGAUCUUCCUUUCUUCAGUUGUGAUCUCCUACAAUCUGGCAAUGAUAUGGAGCAAGAGUAUAGUCCUCUUGGUAUCAGGAAACUGAUGGCAUCUAUGAGUUCUUUCACUCCAUUUAGAUUAUGGGAUUCACCAUCCUGGGAUGACAGUCCUGAUGCUUUGCUGAAGAGUGCUGCAAAAAGAUUUGCAUGCACACCAUCCAUACUGAAGAAACGAAACCGUGAUUUUCUGUCACCUAUGUCAGAAAAGAGAAGUGAGAAAAAGCUUGAAAGUGACAUGAAUCAAGAGUCCUUCUCCAGCUUGGCAAGAGAUUUCUCACGUUUAGAGGUUAUGUUUUCUGAGAAUGGCAAUCAGAAAGAAUCCAUGCCAUCUCCAUCAUCCAACCAGAAAAUCAGGUCGAGAAGCUCUACCUUUAAUAAAGAAAAUAUGAAUCAUGGUCUGGAAAAGGAAAGCAAACAGAACAUUUUGGAGAACACAGAGUCUGAUAAUAAUAAUAAUUCCCAGGACAAGAUAAAGCAGUGGACUACUAAUCUUGAUGCUAAACCUAAGGGUGAUUGUGAUGCCGCAAACCGAGAUGUGCAACAAUCUUCAAUAGUCCUGUUUGACAAUAACAUGAAUGAUCUGCUAUUAUUCUCUCCUGAUCGCGUUGGGAUGAAGUCAAACAUUACCCCUGGGCCAGGUAAUAGAGCAAUUAGAAGCAAGUGUUCUAGAAGGUUCGAAGCUACAUCAACUGAGUGUGCAGAUUCAGAAUUGUCGCCUGGGAAUUUGUGUUCAUCCAUUGUUAGCUCUCCGACUGUAUCCGGAAAGAAGGAAAAAAGUAGGUUAAUCACAGCUAUAUCUGCACAAUCUGCUCCUUCAUCAAAUACUAUGGAGACGAUGGCGGCAAGUUCUGGGAAUGAUACUGGUGUUGAAAAUUUGAGCAUAUUUGGUGAAACUCCUUUCAAAAGGAGUAUGGAGUCCCCUUCAGCAUGGAAGUCUCCUUGGUUCAUUAACUCUUUUGCGCCAAGCCCAAGAGUUGAUACUGACAUAACAAUUGAGGAUAUUGGUUUCUUUAUGAGCCCUGGGGAUAGAAGUUAUGAUGCUAUUGGGCUAAUGAAACAGUUAAGCGAGCAUACUGCAGCUACAUAUGCUGAUGCCCAAGAGGUUUUGGGUGAUGAAACACCUGAAACAAUUUUCAAGUCAAGGCUCUCCAGGAAUCAGAAACAUGAUCAGGAGAAGUGUGCCCUACAAAGUCAGCCAGAAAACUGUUCCUUUUUGGCUUCAAAUGUCUUGACCGAACCGCGGGUACUUGAUUUCAGUGAAUGUGAGACACCAGGGAAAGCAAAAGAAAGUGGCAAAUUUUCAAGUUCAAUUAGUUUCUCUAGUCCUUCCUCCUAUCUAUUGAAGGGGUGCAGGUAGCAGGUUGUUGUGGCUGUUCCUCAUAUUGUAUCAUCCCAAAGUUCAUAUAUAUAUAUAUAUACAUGUUUUGUGUUUUCCUUCUCUUUUUCUUUAUCCAAUUGUUAUGAUAUUCAGAUUUUGAUUCAUAUAAUUGAUUCAAGAUUGUUCGAUUGCA
Molecule: messenger RNA, 3680 nt
Organism: Diospyros lotus (date-plum)
Lineage: Eukaryota; Viridiplantae; Streptophyta; Magnoliopsida; Ericales; Ebenaceae
Product: transcription factor MYB3R-1-like
Exons: 12
Coding region: 368-3526 (1052 amino acids)
Biological process (GO): regulation of DNA-templated transcription
Cellular component (GO): nucleus
Molecular function (GO): DNA-binding transcription factor activity, RNA polymerase II-specific; RNA polymerase II cis-regulatory region sequence-specific DNA binding
Source: RefSeq, a predicted model, not a curated record